UGUGUGCCCUAAAAAAUCAAUGAAUUAGGCAAAUAAUGGAUUCACCGGACUUUCCUUUGAACGCACACUAACAAGUGUACUAAUUAUUUCCUUCAUUCUCACACAAAAUCCCCCCAAAAAAUAACCAGAUCGGAUCUUGCCUUCUUCAAACAGUCAUCUCUAUCGCCGCCGGCGAUUCCGAGAAACCCGAUCAAUGCGCACAAGUACAAUCGGACUGGGGAGACGCUUUCAAGUACUCACUUGAUUAAAACCGUACAUUUUAUCACCUCCAUCUAUGUUUGGAGGUGCCGUGUCUAUCCCCAACAAUAGUCCUCAUUUACGCAAGUCCGGAAGCCGACCUGUGGUGUUUGAUAUUGGUACAGGUGAUCUGGGAAAUAGUUCUGAAGAAGAUUUUUCACAUUCUUUAGAGUCGGAUGAAAUGAAGGGUGGGGCCAUACCAUUAAACAGCGUGGCAAUUACGCCUUCUCCACUUCUGCUAUGGAGAUUUAAGGUGCUACUGUUUAUUAUCUGGGGAUUCUGUUGUUGCAAGAUUGGAUGGGAUUCAGUCAUGAGAAUGAGCGUAGACCUGCGGGAUUUAUUUUUAUACGAGGCUUUCUUGUAUUACAAUCCAUUCCUUCUAGUGACUAUGAUGGUCUGGUUAUGGGGAAUAAAUUUAUGGGUUUUUGCCCAAGCUAAUGUCGGUUAUGCUAAAAUGUUUGACCUAGAUCAGAGUCAUCUCACUCACCGAGAGAUAUGGAAGUGUGCUACAUGGAUGACGAUCAUAGUACCAACUAGCAUGACAGCAUAUCUUUAUCUUUAUUCCCAUGGAGAAGUUUCGUUGGCUGCAUCUCAACCAGUGCUCUUAUAUGCUGCUGCUGCAAUGACCCUUAUUUUUCCUUUUGAUAUCUUCUAUCUUUCAUCUCGUUUCUUUUUAUUGAGGACUGUAUGGCGAAUAGUCUUCCCAUUACAGGCGAUAUCAUUUGCUGACUUCUUCUUGGCUGAUAUAUUUACGUCUAUGUCGAAGGUUUUCUCGGAUUUGGAGCGUUCAGUUUGUCGAAUGGUCCAUCGUCAGGUUGCUACUAUCGCAUGGUUUGAGGCGGACUCUGUUUGUGGUAGUCACGCUGUUGCAAUACCCAUAGUUCUCGUUUUGCCUUAUAUUUUUCGUUUUUUCCAAUGUCUUCGUCAAUACAGGGAUACUCGAGAAAAGACAGCUCUUUUGAAUGCCUUAAAGUAUUCAACGGCCGUACCAGUUAUUUUUCUUUCCGCCCUCAAAUAUCACGUUAUUCCUGAAAAAUGGACGAAUAUUUAUCGGCCUUUGUGGCUAUUUUCGAGUGUGCUAAACUCCUUGUACUCAUUCUACUGGGAUAUCACGCGUGAUUGGGACUUGAGCUGUUUCACUCGGAUUUUCAAGUUCACCAAACCGCAUAUCUUGACACACAUUUUAUACGGAAGGAAAUGGGUUUAUCUUUGGGUAGUCGGAAGCAAUCUAAUACUUCGAUGCACAUGGACUUACAAGCUUUCAGCCCAUCUUCGCCACAACUACAUCACCUUAUUCGCAAUAACUGCAUUGGAGAUGCUGCGUCGUUUUCAGUGGGUUUUCUUUCGUGUGGAGAACGAGUGGAACAAAACGAACUCGAAAGCAAAUAUUCAGCUAGUUGAUAAUUCCGAAGAAGAACAGAUAUUGCUUAAUAACAAUGGUCAUAAUGUAUAGAGAUGGAUACUCGAAAGUAUUAGACUCUGUUUUUUAGCUCCGAUUUUUGACGUGAUCUGACUGAACUAUACACAUCCUCGUUAGGCGACACAAAAUCGACACCACAUAUCAUAUUUUUUCUCUUUUCUCAUUAUUCUUGAUAUUGAGGCAAAAAGAAAGUCCCGUUUUGGUAUUAUACAAUAGUCGAAAAUAUGAACUUAUUACU
Messenger RNA from Erythranthe guttata (spotted monkey flower), 1895 nucleotides. RefSeq lists its product as uncharacterized. Gene Ontology annotation, cellular component: membrane; cytoplasm. The record is from RefSeq and is a predicted model, not a curated record. NCBI's taxonomy places the organism in Eukaryota, Viridiplantae, Streptophyta, Magnoliopsida, Lamiales, Phrymaceae.